Olea europaea var. sylvestris is the source of this 801-nucleotide messenger RNA. RefSeq lists its product as uncharacterized. NCBI's taxonomy places the organism in Eukaryota, Viridiplantae, Streptophyta, Magnoliopsida, Lamiales, Oleaceae. The coding region runs from base 1 to 801 and encodes 266 amino acids. The transcript has 2 exons. The record is from RefSeq and is a predicted model, not a curated record.
AUGAAAAUCAGAAUUGGGAAUGGUAGACAUGUCUCGCUUUGGUAUGAUAAUUGGCAUCCUCUUGGCCCUUUAGAAAAGAUUCUUGGAGAGAGGACCAUUCGUGAAUUCAGAUUGAGUAGACUAGGUAAAGUGGCUGAUAUUGUGGAGGGUGAUACUUGGAGAUGGCCAUCAGUUCGCUCCCCAACUUUGUCUGAUUUGAUGCGAGAUACGCUUGAUACUUUUCAGCCAGACAGUAAUAGAGAGGAUGUAUUGCGAUGGGAGGAUGAUACACAUGGAAUCUUCUCUCUUCGGAGUGCUUGGGAGUCUCUUCAACUUCGCUGCCCUAGGGUGACUUGGUAUCACAUUGUAUGGCUCCCUAAAUGUAUUCCUAGGCAUGCAUUUAUCCUUUGUCUAUGCGUUGUGUGCUAUGUGGAUGUUCAGUGGAGGAUCUGGAUCAUCUUUUCUUUGCUUACCCAUUUUCUGAGCAUGUUUUGGAAUGCUCUGCAUGCGAAGUGUAACUUGCCUUGGGUCCAACGGAGUUGGCUAGACACUCUUUCUUGGAUGGAACAAUUUCGAGGGAGGUCAAUGUCCUCCAUUGUUAUUCGGUUAAUGUUUGCGGCUUCAAUUUAUGUUAUUUGGCGUGAACGCAAUGCUAUGACCCAUGGAGAGGCUCCUAAAAAUGAGUCUAUUGUUAUUCAAGAUAUUGUUUUUACUAUUUGUGCACGAGUGAAUUUGUGCAGGAGCUUGGUUCCAUCUAAUGAAAAUAGAUGGCUCCAAUGCUCUUGGAGGUUUUCUUCCGAUAUUUUUUGUUCUUGUGAUUAG